Molecule: messenger RNA, 1301 nt
Organism: Cuscuta campestris
Lineage: Eukaryota; Viridiplantae; Streptophyta; Magnoliopsida; Solanales; Convolvulaceae
Source: the annotation of a GenBank genome assembly
GAGAGCUUCGAAGAAAUCUGCAAGAGCGUAAAUGGUGGCUGAGACAGAAUCAGAGAGAGAAGAUGGAUUUGAGGAAGAAGAUCUCUUUGUAACAAAGACAGCAAGUUUUUUGGCAUGCUUAACACAAUGGGACUUGUGACACCACCUCACCGUUGUCCGAUUCCUGUGGCAGAUGACCCAAAUAAUAUAGUUAUUCCGGAACAGAAAUCUACAGAGCGAUUUGUUCAGUCUCUCAUAUGUUGUGGAAAAUGUUACAGUGUAUAGUGGAUCCCGCUCACUUCCUCUAUUUGUAGGAAAUCAAACUUGGAAGCAAAGAGAUGAGAGUUUUAAAGUGAAGCCAAGCAUGAAAAAAUGGCUAAGAAAGAUGUUGAAUACGUGAAGAAGUGUCGCUUUGUGGUUGCUUCUGGCAUUUUUGACGGAUAUGAUACACCUCACCAACCAUCCAACAUAAGUGAGCGAUCUCAAAAACUUUUUUGCUUUCUUAUGACAGUGGAUGAAGUGUCCCUUGACUUCAUCAAGAAAAAUGCUACAGUCAGAAAGGAUAAUGAUGGCGGAUUGUGGGUGGGUAUUUGGCGUCUAGUUCUACUAAAAAACCCACCAUACGAUGAGUCUAGGAGGAAUGGAAAAGUUCCUAAGAUAUUGACCCAUCAGCUAUUCCCUCAAGCACAAUACAGCAUUUGGAUUGAUGGUAAAAUGGAGCUAAUUGUUGAUCCAUUGCUUAUACUUGAGAGAUACUUAUGGCGUGGCAAGCAUACCUUUGCCAUUGCUCAGCACAAACAUCAUCGGAGUAUAUAUGAGGAAGCUGAUUCAAACAAACGGAGAAAGCAUUAUGCUCGACCACUCAUUGAUCUUCAGAUUAGAAUAUAUCGUUAUGAAGGAAUGGAACCAUGGAGUCCAAAGAAGGGCAUUGUCAGUGAUGUACCUCAAGGGGCUAUUAUAAUACGAGAACACACUGCAUUGAACAACUUGUUUAGUUGCAUAUGGUUCAAUGAGGUUAACCUAUUCACACCAAGAGAUCAGUUGAGCUUCGGUUAUGUGGUUUUCAGACUCGGGGGCAUCUUCAAAGCGUUCAUGUUCCCCAACUGUGAGUACAACUCCAUCUUCAUUUUACACCCUCAUACCCGCGAGCAUUCAUCUAAAGUGGAGUGGGUGAAAUCAUUGGAUGAAUUUAAUAAGGGAGGUUUGAAAGAGAGUUGGGGAGGGUUUGGUUUGUGGACCCAUUACCCCAAGAAUCUGAAAUCAGUUGUAUUACCGUCUGUAACCAGAAAAUCAAAAGCUGGAUGAUCUUAUAAUGAUUUCAU